Messenger RNA from Austrofundulus limnaeus, 3644 nucleotides. It is a transcript of the gene thada, whose product is annotated as THADA armadillo repeat containing. The record is from RefSeq and is a predicted model, not a curated record. Gene Ontology annotation, cellular component: cytosol. Gene Ontology annotation, biological process: tRNA methylation. Lineage: Eukaryota; Metazoa; Chordata; Actinopteri; Cyprinodontiformes; Rivulidae.
CUGAGUUUCUGCAGCAGCGCGUGCACGUGAGUUAAAUGUGUUAAAUGUGGUCUUAUUAACCUGAGAGGUUUGUGUUUACAGAGCGGUGUGGUCUCUUUCAUCUUUUAACUAACUCUACUUCAAACGAACUGAACCACAGGACUGAGUCAUGGUGAAGAAGACUUGUAAGGUCCAGGUCCUGGUUCUGGAUGCAGACCAGCUCCAACAACUGAUGGCAUGCCUUGCUGUAGAAGAAGGACCUGAUGGAGUCCAGCAGCUAGCCCGGACCCUGCAGUCCUGUUUGGAGCUAAAGGACUCAGUUCAKCAGGUCCAGUUGUUUAAAAAGGCAGCGACCCAGCUGGAGGCCUUACCCCAGGAAAAGCCCGGUUCUGUUUUAGAUGCUUGUCUGAAGGCCCUGGUCCUGGUGUUCACCUCACUGCAGGCCAAGAACCCCCUGAGACGAGCCGUGUCCAGUACUUUGAGUUCAGUUCCUGAGUGGCUCCAGCAGCGGACCGUGGACUGUCUGUCCAGCUGUUUGUGGGACCUGAUGAGCUGCUGGUCUUCAGAGCAGAGUCCUCUCAUCGUUGACACCAUCUCUGCCUGUUUGGAUGGUUUUCCUCUGGGUGAGACUUGCAUCAGAAAACUGCUGUGUGAAGUUCUGCAGUUCCUCUACAAGGUUUUAAAAGACCACCUUCAGCAGAACAGGAGUCUUGCAGGUCGUCACAUUGCCCAAGCGCAGCUGAUGCACUCGUGCCUUGCUGCAGUGAAGACCUCCAUGUUGGUCCUUCAGAGGUCUCAAGACUUGCUAAGUGGAGUUCUGCAGGCUGACCAGGACCACAGGAAGCUGGAGGACACGUUGGUUAGUCUUCUGAGCUGCUACAUUCACAUCCUGACUGAUGAGGACUUUAUCCAGUCGGUUCAGAGCACAGCAGGUAUGGCUGUGGUUCUGCUGAUCCGAACCAUCCUGGUAUCUGGAGACCAGGUGGCUUCUGUGAUCUGCAGUUUGCUGCGGGGUUCAGUUCAGGGUUUGGACUCGGCUCCUGACUGGCUGAUCCAGGCCUGUGCUGGUCUGUGGUCCAGAGGACGCCCUCCAGGUGUCUCUCUGUAUCUGUGUCAUGGGGCUCUGGCCAUGUUGAACUGGAAAGGGGCACUGAUGGGUCCUCAGUGGGAAGAACUGGUUCUGCUKGUCCCAGAGACCCUGCUGGGCCUGGACGUCAGUGUCAAAGAGUCCAGUACUGCCAUGGUGGUGGCCCGGGGCCUGACCCUGUGGAGCGGCGCUGCUCUGGACUGUGUCCAGGCAGAGACGGUCCUCUGUCCCCCCAGCCUCCUGGUGUCCCUCAGAGCAGACUCUGAGCUGCAGAAACACCUGCUGGAGCACAUUUACUCCCACUGGGAGCAUCCUCUGGACGGUGUCCGCCAUCAGACCCGCUCAUUGUUCCGGAACCUGCUCCUCGUCCAUCGUUGCACCGCCCGGACCACCAGAGAGCCGGCCGAGGACCCCUACAUCAGAGAGCUCACCUCCAACCUGCUGAGCCUGGAGUGGCACCUGAGGGGCAAGUACGGUUCUUUGGGCUGCCUGGUGGAGCUGUACGGGGCCCGGUUCCUGCUGGASAUCCAGCCCCAGCUGCCUUCAGACCUCCUGAACCUGAUGGGGGACCAGACCCUGGCUCCGUAUGCCAGUGAGCUGCUGGAGAAGCUGUUCCUGAGCCACAAGGAGCAGCUGGAGGCCUCAGAGGACUCUUCAGAGGACUGGAUGGAGCGUUGGCACCAGACCUGGGUGACCCCGCUCCUCAGGGUGCUGUGCCUCACAAAGCUGGACCAGACCACCUACAUCCUGGACUACUUCCUGCCUAAGCUGCUGCGCUGCAGCCCGUCCAGUCUGGCUCACAUGGUGCAGGUCCUGCAGGAUCCUCCGCUCUGCAGAGCAGGUCCUGCAGGCAGUCGGGGUCCGCGGGGGGCCUUGAUCACGUGUCUGAGAGCAGCCCGGACCCAAGGCCUGAUGACUUCUACAGAACAGGGUCUGUGUGGAGGUCUGGUACCGGUCUCCCUGCUGCAGCAGGUCCUGGUCCACAAACAUGAUCAGGUCAGGAUGGACGCUCUGGGACUGCUGUGUGACAGUCCCCGCAGCACAGAGCUGCUGACCUCACAGGAACUGGACCUGAUCCGACACUUCCUGCCUCCAAACCUGAACAGCCAAUCAGCUGCGGUCCGGCAGCAGACGCUUGGUCUGAUGAAGAAGGUACUGUGCAGAGUCCGGGACAGCAGCCAGCUGCUGCGCAAGAGACAGAGCCGGGACCAGGACCAGGACCAGGACCAGGACCAGCAGACACUCCACAGAUACAGGGACUUUGUUGUCUGGAUCUGUGAGGAGCUGCUGGACGGACUGUCCCCCGGAGCGUCCUUCUCCAGGUGUCUCCUGACUCUGAGUCUACUCAACCUGCUGAGUCAGAUCUUCAGCUUCUCUACAGAGCCUGAUGUCUUCGCUCUGGGACAGGUGGUGUCUCCUGCUCGUGCUCAGAACGUCCUCAGCUGCGUCUCCAGUAACUUCCUGUUAGUCAAACAGCUGAGCUCGUCCCUGCUGCUGCAGCUUCCUGCACCUGCUGUGGGCCUCCAGGACAUGGACAGGAUGUACGGGGUCCUUCAGACCGCUCUGGACCUCAGCACCAGCACCAAACCUUUUGACAGCGUGACAGCGGCCCACCUCCUCCACCUGCUGCUCCAUCAGUCAGAACUGAUCCAGGUUCUGCUGCGCUGCGCUCAGGACCAAGGCCUGGACCUCCAGGUCUGGACCCCACCGGAUCAGGCCUCUGAGGCGCUUGUCUUGGAGCUCAACACUCUGGCAGUGGUCCGGUUCCUGCUGCUCUGUCUGCAGUCAGAGGUGUUGUGGGCGGAGUCAUCUCUUCUGCAGGCGGCGGCUUCCUUUCCUCUCUACGGCAGAACUCACUGCAUCACGGCGGUCCUACAGAGUCUGGACCCAGAGAGUCUGAGUCAGACCGAGCAGUGGAGAGUCUUGGUCUCAGACCUGAUCUGUGUCUGCUACAGGAUCUCUGCCGUGGUGUCUCCGGUGGUCCAGAGCACGUCUCCAGAGGGACUCAUCCCCAUGGACGCUGACUCAGACACGUCAUCAUGUCUGCAUAAGAUCCUGCAGGAGAUCCAGCCCCGGGACACCAACGACUUCUUCAGCAGUCCCAGAGAGCUGGACCCACACCGAGGAGGUGAUCCCAGUCCAGUCCAGACCACAGCCCCUCCAUCCAUCAGCACAGGUAGUGAGGCCUACAGAGUGACGGCUCAAAUGGUUCUGGUUUGUUGCUGGAGGAGCAUGAAGGAAGUGUCCAUGCUGCUGGCUCAUCUGGUCCAGAGCCUACCUGUGGUCCAAACCAGUACCAGACAGGCCGGUCUCAUCACAGAGGAACAGGCUCUGCUGUCAUCAGAACCCAAAUCCUCCAGCUGCAGUCUGUUGAAGAGGACCAUGAAGGAGCUGACUGCUCUGGCUCUGCCAGCUGCAGACCGAACCAGAACCAGCUGCACCGUGCCACAGGUCCACGCUCUGAACAUCCUCCGGGCUCUGUACAGAGACACCCGUUUGGGGGAGAACAUCGGUCCAUUUAUUGCAGACGGGAUGCAGGCUGCAGUUCUGGGGUUCACCUCUCCUGUCUGGGCUGUGA